UUCCGGCUCAUCUGAUAACCCAAAAUCCAAACUUUCCUUCACACAUAGCUCCACUUCCCGGAAGUCGUUUCCACUUAAAUGAACAAAGCCCUCAUCUUUUUCACAUCCAAGAUUCUAGAAAGGUCUCAUUUCAUCAAAUCUUCCCGCAAAUUAUUCUCAUCCACACCAAUUCAAAUUCAAGCAGUCCACCCUCAAAACCUCACUCUCACAGCAUGCAUUACACUUCUUCAAUCCUGUGCAGAUCAAAGCGACCUCGGAGGAGGCAAACAACUCCAUGCCCAUAUGCUCAUAACUGGUUUUUUUCACUCCUCCCCACUCUCCGCCACCAGCCUAAUCAACAUGUAUUCGAAGUGCUCUAUUUCCAUAUCAGAUGCAUUGUCUAUUUUUCUGGCCUCGCCCCAUUGCCAAAAUGUGUAUGCUUAUAAUGCUAUUAUUGCUGGAUUCAUUUCCCAUGACUUGCCUAAUAAAGUUCUUGAAUUUUACUUUAGCAUGCGGAUGGUUGGUUUAAUUCCUGAUAAGUUUACUUUCCCUUGUCUAAUUAAGGCUUGUUGUCAUGCCAUGGAUGUUGAAAAGAUUCAUGCUUUGGUUUUUAAACUUGGGUUGGAGUUUGAUUUGUAUGUAGGUAGCGCAUUGGUGCAUGGCUAUUUGAGAGUUGGGUUGUUGUCGAGUGAGGCAUUAAAGGUGUUUGAUGAAUUGCCUGAGAGAGAUGACGUUGUAAUUUGGAAUGCCAUGAUUAAUGGGUUUGCUCAGCGUGGGGAGAUUGACAAGCCAUUGGGAAUUUUUAGGAGGAUGGUUGAGAACAGGGUUGUUCCGAAUAGAUUUAGUGUUACGGGGAUUUUAUCAGUUCUUGCUGUGGCUGGGGAGAUUUAUAACGGACGAGUGAUACAUGGAUUCGUGAUAAAAAUGGGGUAUGAUUCAGGGGUUGCUGUGGCAAAUGCAUUGAUUGAUAUGUACGGUAAGUGCAAGUUUGUCAUGGAUGCUUCCAAGGUUUUUGAUUCCACACUGGAGAAGGAUAUAUUUUCCUGGAACUCGAUCAUAUGUGUUCAUGGACAAUGUGGUGAGCAUGAAGAAACUUUGAGGCAGCUUGAGAACAUGUUGCACGCUGGUGUUCAGCCUGAUUUGGUGACUGUUGCUAGUGUCCUUCCUGCUUGCGCUCAUCUUACAGCAUUAAUGCGUGGUAGAGAGAUUCAUAGGUACGUGAUUGUGUAUGGACUAGGGAAGAGCGGUGUUUAUGGAGGGCAUAAUAAUAUCUACAUCAACAAUGCUGUUAUGGACAUGUAUGCAAAAUGUGGUAGUCUAAGGGAGGCUCGCUUGGUUUUUGAUAAGAUGAGCCAUACAGAUGUUGCCUCAUGGAACAUUAUGAUUAUGGGUUAUGGCAUGCAUGGAUUUGGCAAUGAGGCCUUAGAUAUGUUUCACAUUAUGUCUAAGACAGAAUUAAAGCCCGAUGAAGUCACCUUUGUCGGGGUUUUGUCAGCUUGUAGCCAUGCAGGUUUUGUGACUUGGGGGCGUGAAUAUCUUGCAAGCAUGCAGCCAAAGUAUGGCGUCUUUCCGACAAUUGAACAUUACGCUUGUGUGAUUGAUAUGCUUGGUCGAGCUGGGCAGCUUGAGGAAGCUUAUGAACUGCUAUCGACAAUGCCUUAUGAGGCCAACCCUGUUGUAUGGAGGGCAUUUUUGGCUGCAUCUCAGCUGCAUGGUAAUUCUGAUCUGGCCGAGGUUGCUGCACAUCAAAUAUUUGAACUUGAACCAGAGCAUUGUGGAAGUUAUGUUAUGUUGUCGAACAUUUAUGGAGCAUCAGGUAGAUAUGAUGAGGUUUUUGGUUUGAGGCAUACUAUGAGGCAACAAGAUGUGAAGAAAAUCCCAGGUUGCAGUUGGAUUGAACUCAGUAAUGGGGUCCAUGUAUUUGUUACACGUGAUCAGAAUCAUCCAGAAGGAAUUGAAAUCUAUGCUGGAUUAGGUUCACUGACUGCUUGCUUAUGUGAGAAUGGCUAUCAACCUAGUCUCUUAGAAGCCACUAUGUAAAAGUUUGAGUUUUUUUUUCCUCCGGGCUGGCCCAACAAUAUUGUUAGUUGAUGGACUUUGAGUCCCAAACAUCCUGAAUGAGUUGUUUUGCAUAAGAUUGGAAAUCAUACGAAGGAUGAUGAAUUUGGUCCUCUGCAACCAAAAAGGUGCUGGUUUUAACAGUUUUGAUAGUUGGUUUGGAAAAGAAAGUGUAUGGGUUUGCUGCAACAGGAUUGCAUAUGGAUUUGUGUUGACUGCACACCACAUGCAGAUUUACAUUUCCAUGUAGGUACUUGUUGGAAUAUGAGGCUUCUUCCAAUUAUAAGACAGAGGUCCCUUUCUCAGUCACCAACUGAAGGCCUACAAUUGAUCAUCUCUUUAGUAUAUAAGACAUAGAAUUGCCUUCAAUGUACAAGUUCCAGAGUGGUCAUUUAUGAGGAAUUUAUUCCUGUGCCUCGAGGCAUCCCUGGAGAAAAAGAUGAUCGUAGGUUUUUUUGGAUAAUGACAUGAAUUCGGACUCAGAGGAGGAACUCAUCAUCACAGGAUGGCCGAGUUCCCAGCUGCACCAUUGCUUCAAAGUGCCACAAUUCUGUGUCAAGGCAUGACAUGCCAAUGAUGCUGUGUAUUCUCUGAUGUUACUUCAUCAAGGGAAGCACAGGGAGAGGGCAAGGAGAUGGGGCAGAUUAUUUAUGAGAGGUGCUGAUGCUGUGUGGUGCUUAUACAGAGGGUGUUAUUUCCCAUUCUGCUGCAAGCUCCGAAUUUCUACAGCUAGGGGGACAUUUAUGGGAAGGUGCAACCUACUGGUACCCGUGUGCCUGAAGGGUGUGAGUUCAGUGUUUCUUCAAUUUGAAGAUAGAAACCUUGACAGGAUAGGAAAGCCUGACCUUCUUAGUAGGUCUUAACACUACAGCAACCAUACUCAACUCAGAAUUCAAAUGAGUGCUGCUAUGCUUGUUUAAGGAACAAUAGGAGAAUCAAAACCCGUACCAGAAAGAAACAAACAUGACACAACAAAAAGAGGAACAGUGCAAGAUGGAAAAGAACAUUGAAGUGGCCCUCGAUGUCUACUUCAUAAAAGGACAUGACCAAUGAAACAUCAAACAAUGAUAGAACUUGAUAUGUUUGGUGAUUUAAAUUGUGUAGUUUCGUGCAUAAAUUUCGGACUCCGCAGGUUGGAUAGCUAUUAUUUGGUCAAAAAUUGUUUGUUUGCAU
Messenger RNA from Coffea eugenioides, 3210 nucleotides. RefSeq names its product pentatricopeptide repeat-containing protein At3g14730-like. The coding region runs from base 79 to 2019 and encodes 646 amino acids. Gene Ontology annotation, molecular function: protein binding; RNA binding. Gene Ontology annotation, biological process: RNA modification. NCBI's taxonomy places the organism in Eukaryota, Viridiplantae, Streptophyta, Magnoliopsida, Gentianales, Rubiaceae. The record is from RefSeq and is a predicted model, not a curated record. The transcript is spliced from 3 exons.